Delphinapterus leucas (beluga whale) is the source of this 2516-nucleotide messenger RNA. RefSeq names its product thioredoxin related transmembrane protein 1 (gene TMX1). Gene Ontology annotation, cellular component: endomembrane system. Gene Ontology annotation, molecular function: disulfide oxidoreductase activity. Lineage: Eukaryota; Metazoa; Chordata; Mammalia; Artiodactyla; Monodontidae. The record is from RefSeq and is a predicted model, not a curated record.
UUCUUAAGGCGCGCGCGCGCGCGAGCGCCGCCGCGCUCAUGCGCACGAGCCGAUCAGCCCGCGUGGGCGGAAGUGCGGAGCCGCUUCGCGAAGUGAGGGCUGCCGCGCUCGUUGUGGGUGGGCGAGCGGCCGACAUGGCGCCCUCUGGGAGUCUCAGGAUCCCCGUGGCAGUGCUGCUGCUGUUGCUUUGGGGGGCUUCCUGGACCCACGGGCGGCGGAGCGACGUGCGGAUCAUCACGGACGAGAACUGGAGAGAGUUGCUGGAAGGAGAGUGGAUGAUAGAAUUUUAUGCUCCAUGGUGUCCUGCUUGUCAGAAUCUUCAACCAGAAUGGGAAAGUUUUGCCGAAUGGGGAGAAGAUCUUGAGGUUAAUGUUGCAAAAGUAGAUGUCACAGAGCAGCCAGGACUAAGCGGACGAUUUAUCAUAAGUGCUCUUCCUACUGUUUAUCAUUGUAAAAAUGGUGAAUUUAGGCGUUAUCAGGGCCCAAGGACUAAGAAGGACUUCAUAAACUUUAUAAGUGAAAAAGAGUGGAAGAGUAUUGAACCUGUUUCAUCAUGGGUUGGUCCAGGUUCUGUUUUGAUGAGUAGUAUGUCAGCACUCUUUCAGCUGUCUAUGUGGAUCAGGACUUACCAUAACUAUUUUAUUGAAGACCUUGGAUUACCGGUUUGGGGAUCAUAUACAGUGUUUGCUUUAGCAACUCUGCUUUCGGGACUAUUAUUAGGACUUUGCAUGAUAUUUGUGGCAGAUUGCCUUUGUCCUUCAAAAAGGCGCAGACCACAGCCAUACCCUUCCAAAAAAUUAUUACUAGAAUCUUCUCAACCUCUGAAAAAAGUGGAGGAAGAACAAGAGGCUGAUGAAGAAGAUGUUUCAGAAGAGGAACCUGAAAGCAAAGAAGGAAUAAACACAGACUUUGCACAAAAUGCCAUAAGACAACGUUCUGUGGCUCCUUCAUUGGCCACAGAUAAAUCUAGUUAAUUUGUACAAGUAUAUUCAUAUGAUUUUGACAAAAACAGAAGAUUGAUCAUUUCUUUUGGUUUGAAGUGAACUGUGACUUGCUUGUACAUUGCAGGGUUCAGUCUAGAUUGUCAUUAGGUUGAACAGUCUACCUUCAGAAAAUAAAAGUAGCAUUAUUUGAAAAAUCAGGAUUUGAGAACAGUAUGUGGUUCAAACAGUUGUUUAAUUUUUGAAAAAUCUGGUGCCAAGCAAUAAGAUUUCUGUAUGUUUGUUUCAUAAUAACCUUUUCAAGUCUGAGUUGAAAAAUUACAUUUCCCAAGUAUUGCAUUAUUGAGGUAUUUAAGGAGAUUACUUUAGAGAAAAAGAUUUCUCAUUUGAUAUAAUUUUUCUCAGUUUCACUGUGUGAAAAAAAGAACAUAUUUCCCAUAAAUGGGAACUUUGCCCAUUGUCUCAAGAAAUGUGUAUUUCAGUGACAACUGUGAGGUCCUUUUAGAGGUAAAUUCCAAAAUUUAGUCAUAGCUUUAGAGUAUGCAACUAAUAAAAGCUACCUUACUUUAGUUACAGUUUUCUACAUAUGAUAAUACAGGAUAUGUUUAGGAAGAUUUUAUAAGCCCAUGGUGUUGUCUUGAUUCCUAUAAAAGGUUGGUUGCCUUUUUGUUCUCCUCUGUUCAGUGUAUGAUUUGUAUUUUUCUUACCAUGAGUUACAUUUUUCAUUUUCCAAAUUGGAUAAUUUCCUGGAAAUGUUUUUCAUGUUUUAAUAAAUUGUUUUAAACUGAAGUUUACUGAGGAAUCCUUAAAAGUGAAGAGGCAUCUACUGAUAAUUUAAAAUCUUGGCUACUUGUUUCAGAUUUUACAUCAUUCUUGUUGAACCUCUACUUGAACUUUUUUUGGAUGUGAAGGUGAACAUUCCUGAUUUUUAUUUGAUUUUGUGGAAAAGCCUUGGUAUUUUACAUUUUGAAAAUUCACAGAAGCUUAAUUUGAUAUAAAGUUAGCAUUCUACUCAGGAAAAAGCAUCUUGUAGUGUAUGUUUUCAAUGUAUAUUUGUCCUCAUACAGAAAGUUCUUAAUUGAUUUUACAAAGUCAAUGUAUGCCUGAUGUCUUAAACUCAUAAAAGGCUUAUGUUUUUGAAAAGACAGACUCAGUAUUCUACUGUACUUUCUGUUGUGUGGUAUUUCACAGGUGGGUACCAGCAAGGUGGGACAUUUAAUAUAUUUUUACUCCUUGAAGAGUUUAAGAGUUUUCACCUUACAGCAAAAGAGGGGGUGGGCGGACGUGUGCGGCAGCAGUAGAAAACUGUGUUAGCUACAAGAAGGGGAAAAAGCAUAAAUAUUUAGAAUGGAUCACCUCUCCAUUAUGGUAAUAGACAAUUUCUGUAAUGUCCCCUUUCAUCUAGGUUCUGCUGCUGUGUGAAUCCAUUAGACUUACAAUAUCAUAAUGUACAACAGUUUUCUUUAAAGGCCUCUCCUUUAGAAUAUUAAAUAUUCUACCAUUGAAGAGUUUGGAUGUGUAAUUUUGUGAUGCUUUAGAAAAAUAAGCACAAAAUAAACUUUUCUAAGCACUUCA